AUGAAUCUUCCUGUCAAGUCUUGCCUUCUUAUCUCGGUUACAAACAUACUUAUCUUCUUGUACUUCUUAUCAACGUGUAGAAAAAACGAUGGGCCGGAUAGUUAUGGUGCCACUCCGACGGUUCUUCAGAUACGGGAAAAUCUAGAGAUCGAUGACACAUUUCCAAUCGUUUUUUAUAGUACUGCAUAUCUAGAUUACAGGUACCCAGUUCCCCGACUACGUGUAUUUUCCAUGAAUCCCUGUGCCACUUCUCAAGAAUACAUCUCUGCGGAAAUCCAGAAAUCCUCGGAAUCUGGAAAUCGAACGACGAAAAAAGUGAAGCUAAGAGGCGAGCCAACAGAAGGCGAGUGUCCAUGGCACUGGGCGACACAGUGCUUUUAUAAUUCGUACACUUGGACGGCAGAGCUGUUUGAAAAGGAGAGAGGAGAGAAAGGAAUGGAAAGGGCACAAGUUGAUGGGAUAAUUAUUCGCCUCAACGAUCUCAAAGUUUUUCUGAAAAUUCAUGAAGUCCAUCCCAAGAAAAAGGGCGGGUUUACUGUAUGUGUUCAACCAGUUUAUUGGUAUUCCGAGUUUCACAAUAUUGCACUUUUUAUUGAGACUUGGAGAUCCCAGGGAGCAACUCGCUUCAUAGUCUACUUCCAUUCAUCUACCAAAGAAGUCAGAUCUCUUUUGGAAUACUAUCAAUCUCUUGGAAUUUUGAAGCUCAAACCAUGGCCAAGUUUUGGAUCCUUAUCUCCUACCGUAUCUUCCCACUAUCAUUUUCCGUCUGUCGACUCUUCGACCUACCGUGUUGGACACACUCUUGCUCAGAAUUUAUGUGCUCUGGAGAUGUCUACAGAGCUCGGAGCGAUAGCUGAUUUCGAUGAGGUUAUGGUAACCGACGAGGGGAUUCUGGUGGAUUAUGUGGAAAAUAUAAUGAAGGAUCUGAAUGUUGGAGCGAUCAGAUUCAAUCAUUUGCUGAUGAAAUUCGAGCCAAAAAUCUUCUUGUUGGAUUAUUCUGGAAUUAUAGAGCCAAUUUUCAUAAACAGAGCUGGACCCCCAAAGACUGUCUUCAACAGCUCCAGUGUGGAUAUUUUGCUGACUCAUUCUGUAAGAAGGUUCAUUGGAAACGAGUCAACGGUUACUGCCAACGGUGCUCUUCUUCAUUACCGUCACAACAGCUACACAGAAGACGCGGAGGAGAUUCAAAAACCAAACUACAAACUAUUCCAAUCUUAUCCUCACCUACACAUCAAACGAAUCCAGAAGACUAUUCUGAAAGUCUUUGGAUCGUUUCCUGCUGCUUAUAACUCCACCUAUCUCCACAUCUUAAAUCAGUGUAUCUCGAAGAUUGUAGGAGAAGGAAAAUGCCGAAGUACUGUUGCAUACUGUAAUCAGUGGAUGAAUCCGUUGGCUGAUUGGAUUCGAGAUGAGACCCAAGGAGUUUUUGUUGUCUAG
Messenger RNA from Caenorhabditis briggsae, 1437 nucleotides. Lineage: Eukaryota; Metazoa; Nematoda; Chromadorea; Rhabditida; Rhabditidae. The coding region runs from base 1 to 1437 and encodes 478 amino acids. The record is from RefSeq and is a predicted model, not a curated record. The transcript has 7 exons.